Messenger RNA from Pelobates fuscus (common spadefoot toad), 2228 nucleotides. It is a transcript of the gene FRS2, whose product is annotated as fibroblast growth factor receptor substrate 2. The record is from RefSeq and is a predicted model, not a curated record. Gene Ontology annotation, molecular function: transmembrane receptor protein tyrosine kinase adaptor activity; fibroblast growth factor receptor binding. Gene Ontology annotation, biological process: fibroblast growth factor receptor signaling pathway. The transcript is spliced from 7 exons. Lineage: Eukaryota; Metazoa; Chordata; Amphibia; Anura; Pelobatidae. Gene Ontology annotation, cellular component: cell-cell junction; cytoplasm. Bases 231 to 1760 code for a protein of 509 amino acids.
CGUGUGACCCGGAAGCAGUCGUCUCGGGGAAUCUGCGCAGAACGUGAGAAUCCUCCUCGGCCCAGCUGGAGUCCGGGGGGGUCCGACAGACCGGGAGACCGAGGUUAAAAGGCUGUUUAGGAACAUAAUCGGUAUGAUAUCAUGGAGUACGAUUGACGUCCUGAUGAGGCAGCAAAGGCUAGGGAUAUUGAUGGCCAGAUCUAUUGAUCACAUGGUCUUCUAAAGAAGCAAUGGGUAGCUGUUGUAGCUGUCCAGAUAAAGAAACUUUACCCGAAAACCAGCAAAACAGAUUUAAAGUUAUUAAUGUUGAUGAUGAUGGUAACGAGCUGGGCUCUGGAAUAAUGGAGCUGACUGAAAAUGAACUGGUUUUAUACACCCGCAAGAGAGACUCCGUCAAAUGGCCCUACCUCUGCCUUCGCCGUUAUGGAUAUGAUUCAAACCUCUUUUCUUUUGAAAGUGGCCGCAGGUGUCAGACAGGACAAGGAAUAUUUGCUUUCAAAUGUGCCCGUGCUGAAGAGUUGUUUAACAUGCUGCAGGAGAUCAUGCAGAAUAAUAGCAUUAGUGUUGUGGAGGAACCAGUAGUUGAAAGAAACCCUCAAACAGAACUGGAUGCUCCAAGGACGCCGCGCACACCAACCACUCCGGGAUUUAGUGGGUCAGGCUUACCCAAUGGAUAUCCCCGUUAUCCAUCUUUUGGAGAUGCAUCAUCACAUCCGUCUAGUAGACAUCCCUCAGUAGGUAGCACCCGCCUUCCUUCUGUAGGAGAAGAAUCAACACAUCCGUUACUUGUUCCUGAAGAUCAUGUGCAUACGUAUGUUAACACAACUGGGAUUCAGGAGGAUCAAAAUUCCAGACCAAGUGUUCCAGCAUCCCUGGAGCUUCGCUCUCCCAGUGCAGAAGGAAACCAGACUCGAAGUGAGCAGCCACCCAUUCCAGAUAGAGAACCACAGGUUAUUUUAGAGCCUGAAGGAGUGAAGUUUGUUUUAGGACCAACUCCUGUUCAAAGACAAUUAAUGGAAAAAAAGAAACUGGAGAAACUUGACGAACACCAAGCUGUUGGAAAUGUUGGAAAUUGCAGUUGCCCAAAUAACACAGAAUGGGACACUGGGUAUGACAGUGAUGAACGUCGCGAUACACCUUCUGGCAAUAAAAUGGUGUAUGUGAAUGGAAUAUCCAUCCCUGCUUCCGGGCCUAGGAGGGGGCGUGUUGCUCCGUCCAUCUCCACAGACAUACAAAAUAUAAACAAUUCUGCACAGAGAAGAACUGCAUUGAUAAACUAUGAAAAUUUACCCUCUCUUCCUCCAGUUUGGGAAGCCCGGAAGCCCAUCAAGGAGGAAGAUGAUAUUUUAGGACCAAAGACCGCGUCCCUAAAUGGUUUUCACAAUAACCUAGACUCAAUGCAUAAUUAUGUGAACACUGAGAAUGUUACUGUUCCACUGAGUGCUCACAAAGUUGAAUUUUCAAGGCGACAGAACUGUAUACCGACAGUCUUUAAUUUUGAUAUAAGGCGCCCAAGCUUAGAACAUCGGCAGCUUAAUUACAUACAGGUUGAUUUGGAAUGUGGCAGUGAUUCUGACAACCCUCAGACCCCCAAAACUCCUACCACUCCACUCCCGCAAACCCCAACUAGACGGACAGAGCUGUAUGCUGUGAUAGACCUUGAAAGGACUGCUGCUAUGUCCAAUCUGCAGAAAGCACUGCCACGAGAUGAUGGAACAUCUAGAAAAACUAGACACAACAGUACGGACCUACCCAUGUGAGCCUCAGAAAUCACGUCAUUUUGCACCUUUUUGUGAUUUUUCUUAACACAAAAAGAAAAAAAAAACUUCCACAUUUUAAACACUAACCCCUCUUUUUUAAUAGACUGAAAAUUACAUGUGUUUGUCGAAAGGGAAUUGAUGUAGAGCAGGUACUCGUGAAAGAUUCACAAUACAGUAGUAAUAUGUACUGUAUAGCUACUUAGCUGCAUUGCCAUUUUUUGUGCCUAUUUAAUUGGAUAGACUUGCAGUGACAUGCCAAUUUUGGUUUAUUCACAUUCUUUUUGCAUUUAGACUGACAUGGAAAUGCAGGACUUUUUUAAGAUGUCAUUUGCAGUACGAAUGUGUGAAAUAUAUACAGUAUGUAUUUUUUUAUACUAACUUUUUACGACGCCAGGUUUUUGCCAAAAAUGUCUCACCAGCAUUUAGGAUUAUGGACAUUGGUACGAGUGUAUAGUUGCAUUUGGGUGU